AGACAACUAGGCUACAUCAGUCCUGGCGAUGCUCCUCGCAGCCAAUCACUGCUGCCGUCCGAAUGGUUUCAUGGAUCGGAGCCAGUUUUAAUCUCUCCCCGUUGGAACCGUCGACCAGGGGUCACCGUCUCCUUUUUUUGACGUUUCGUGCUAUUUUUCUCCUUCGCCUUCCCUUCCGUGUGGUAUUUCUGAGACGAGACAUCCUUCACGCUGCCUCUUCCUCUCGCUUCUUUCUUCUCUCCCUCUUCCUUCCUCCCUCCCCUAUAACACCCUUACCAUCUCUUUCUUUCUAGCUUCCGUCCUUGUUCGGCAUUUGGGGAGACGGAUAUACUAUUCAUAGGUAAUCCUAUCGUUCCAACUACGCACGCUCAUUGAAACAUUAUUUAUUCAAACGCUCUCUUGCUCUCACUUGCACGCUGUUUCUCGGGCUCAGGAGGAGGACGUAAACAACACCCACUAUCGAAGGAGAGGACGACGCCGAAGUGGUCUCUAAUCGCGUUCCGCAUCGCAUCCCCCUCUGUUCCUCGCCUGCUCGACCCUGCGAACCCGCUGCACGGAGUCGUUCCAUACCUCGGAUAAUUCAUCAGACACAAACAACACUGCAAGAUCCAGGAGAUCCCAAGUAAUUCACAGCAUCGCCAUGGGUUUCUUACAAUCCGCCGUAACGGCGUCGUUAGCGCUUUCGGGCAGUGCUACGGCACUAGAGCCCAUCGUUCAGAAGGGAACCAAGUUCUUCACGGAGAGCGGUAAGCAGUUCUUCAUGAAGGGCGUCGCCUACCAACAGGAAGCUGGCGGUGGUCCCGCCGGUACCAAAUCCACCACCACUACGUACGUGGACCCUCUGGCCGACGCUAAGGUCUGCCAGCGCGACGUCCCGCUGCUGGAGAAUCUGGGUAUCAACACCAUCCGUACUUAUGCCAUCGACCCCGAAGCCGACCACGACGCGUGCAUGGCCCUGUUGGAUAAGGCUGGCAUCUACGUCGUUGCCGACUUGGGCGAGCCCGCCUUAUCAAUUAACCGUGACGACCCGGCCUGGAACGUCGAGUUGUUCGACCGCUAUAAGGCCGUCAUCGACAACCUCAGCAAAUACGAUAAUGUCAUCGGCUUCUUUUCCGGAAACGAAGUCACUAACAACGCUUCCAACACCGACGCGUCCGCCUAUGUGAAGGCUGCCACGCGAGACACCAAGAAGUACAUUGCAGACAAGCAGGCAAACGGUGGUCGAUGGAUGGGUGUCGGAUACGCCGCGAACGACGACGCCGACAUUCGUGUCAGCAUGGCCCAGUACUUUAACUGUGGUAACCAGGAAGAGGCCAUCGAUUUCUGGGGCUACAACAUCUAUUCGUGGUGCGGGAAGAGCAGCUUCACCGAGUCGGGUUUCGAUGUCCAGGUUGAAUUUUUCUCCAACUAUUCCGUCCCCGUUUUCUUCGCCGAGUACGGCUGCAACGAGCCCGGCGGUGCUGAGGGCCGUCUGUGGGAUGACACCACCGCCAUCUACUCGGAUCAGAUGACCGGCGUGUUCAGCGGCGGCCUCGUCUAUAUGUUCCACCAAGAGGAAAACGACUACGGUUUGGUCCAAAUUAGUGGCAACACCGCCAAGACCUUGAAGAACUACGAUGUGUUGAAGACGAAGCUCGCUGCCGUCAGCCCAUCGUCGACUUCGAUUAACGCGUACACUCCCACAAACUCGCCUGCUGCGUGCCCGGCCAUCACCGAGAACUGGAAGGUUGCCGAGGCCCUGCCCCCGACCCCCGACAGCUCCCUUUGCAGCUGCAUGACUAAGGCGGCGAGUUGCGUUCCCGCCAGCGACCUCCAGGCCGAAGAGUACGGCCAGAUCUUCGGCUACAUCUGCGCGAACGACCCGGCUGCCUGCGCCGGCAUCAAGCACGAUACGGAGACCGGUGUCUACGGCCCUUACGGCAUGUGCAACCCCGUGGACCAGCUCGCUCACGUCUUAGACUCGUACUACAAGAACCAGAACAGCGCUUCCGAUGCCUGCAACUUCAACGGCGCGGCCAAGCUGGUCCAGGGCUCCGUUGCCUCUUCGUGCCAAUCGGCUCUGUCGCAGGCUGAGUCCUCCAUCGCCGUCGCGGCCACCGCUACGGCCGGUGCGUCCACCAGCGGCAGCGGAAGCGGUACGACUGAGAACGCCGCUGCGCCGGCGUCUGUCCGCUUCUCGCCUCUGAUGACUAUGGGCGAUAUGGCCAUCAGCCUGUAUGUGCUGGUGGCUAUGGGUGUUGGUGCUGGUAUGGUGAUGUUGUAAGCGGAUAAUGGCAAGAUAAGCUUCUACAUAUGGACGUAGAUCGGGUAAUUCCAGCGGUUUGCUUAUGCCUGUGGUCUUCCCGUUAAUGAAUCGUGCGAGACUAUUGACCGGAUUUGUUUCGAUUUCUCUAGCCUCUGGCUUUUUCUGGGUUUCAUCGUCGCAGCGGCGUCAUCGAUAGAUCGGGGUUAGGCCAACUGUCUAUCCAAGUAUAUAUAAUGCUCCGACUGAAGUCGUGA
Messenger RNA from Durotheca rogersii, 2499 nucleotides. Its product is annotated as carbohydrate-binding module family 43 protein. Gene Ontology annotation, biological process: fungal-type cell wall (1->3)-beta-D-glucan biosynthetic process. The coding region runs from base 641 to 2263 and encodes 540 amino acids. The transcript is spliced from 5 exons. NCBI's taxonomy places the organism in Eukaryota, Fungi, Ascomycota, Sordariomycetes, Xylariales, Xylariaceae. Gene Ontology annotation, molecular function: 1,3-beta-glucanosyltransferase activity. Gene Ontology annotation, cellular component: fungal-type cell wall; cytoplasm. The record is from RefSeq and is a predicted model, not a curated record.